AUGGCAACAGGAAAGUCCAUGACAGUCCCCAUUACAUUAGCUCUUAUUGCACUGCAAAGACAAACCGCAGCCUCAAAAUCUAAAAGGCCUUCCAUGAUUCUGCAGCAUGGCAUCUUCGGUGGGCUUCCGAUAAGCGGUCCCAUUGUUCUGCCAAGCAUGUCACCGCAGACUCCUAGUUUGAGAACAUCUCUGGGGCAUGCAUUUUUGUUAUCUUGCCUUGGUACUGCUGGUGAUCCUGGUUGUAUUGGUGGAAAUGGAAAUGGAAAGGCUGGAGGUGAUUGCAGAUAUGGAAUUGGUGUUACGGGUAAAAGUGGAGCUGGAAGUGUUGGAGUUUCUGGGAAAGAGGGUGGUGGGAGAAGAAUAUAUGGAGCUGGAUUUGCUGGUGGUCUCGGUAAAGAAGGGGGUGUUAGAGGUAAAAAUGGUGGAAAAUUGAGUGUAGGUGUUUCGGGUGAUGAAGGUGGUGCAAAAGGUAAAAACGGUGGAAUGUUGAGUGUUGGUGGUGUCACAGGUAAAAUUGGUGGAAUAUUAAGUGUUGGUGGUGACACAGGUAAAAUUGGUGGAAUGUUAAGUGUUGGCGGUGUUACAGGUAAAAUUGGUGGAACCUGCAGUGAAGGUGUUCUGGGUAAAAAAGGCGGCAUUAGAGGUAAAACAGGGGGAACCUGA
Messenger RNA from Daucus carota subsp. sativus, 663 nucleotides. RefSeq lists its product as uncharacterized. Lineage: Eukaryota; Viridiplantae; Streptophyta; Magnoliopsida; Apiales; Apiaceae. The transcript has a single exon. The coding region runs from base 1 to 663 and encodes 220 amino acids. The record is from RefSeq and is a predicted model, not a curated record.